AUGGCAGAGCUCCACGAUAACCUGGCAGGCCUGCGCGGCCUGUACCAGGAUCUCUCUGCCAUCACGGAUUCUCCCUUCCCCAGCAUCGAACGGCUCCGCGUCGAAUUGGAGACCCAUAUUCACGACUUCCGAAAACUCCUAGACAAACCCCCCAAGGCCAACGACAGUCGCCAGAAGGUACUUUCAGGACGCAACAAUGUAGGGAAGAUCAUGGUCGAGGACGUUGAAUAUGAGAUCAAUCAGGAUUUCCAGCAGGGCACGUUACAGCUGGCCGAUGCGCUCAAUCUCAACGAAUUGGAUGCUGCAAUGAUGUUUCUUGCAGCUCAAGAAGAUUCUCAGGUGCUAGACAGACCUCCUGUGAUUACCGCCAUCAUGCGAUUCCACGAACGCCGUCAUUUCCUUCUCGAGUGUUUGCGCCUUAUUUUCCGCGAGUCCUACGCAUUCCAACGCGAAGUCACCCAAUGCACCAUGCAAAAUGCCCUCGCCUAUAUUCUGGAAAUUAAGGACAGUCCUCUGCGAAACGCCUCGGAGUUCGCGAGGAAGGGCCUCAAAUCAAUGGAAGACAUCGAGAAAUGGCUCUCACUUCUUGGUGACCAGGUUCAAAAAGCUUCCAUUGUUGGUGAAGAAGGAGACCGCGACAUCAUGGAGGCUAUAGAGUAUCAACGCCAAAGUCUCCAACAACAGCAUGAGUCGCUUGGCGCCAUUCUUUUCUACAUGUUUAAGGGCACAUACACAAGUCAGGAGGACUUCCGGGUACUCAUCACCCAGUUGAAAAAAUUGGAGCGCUUUGAUGGGUUGUUGAUGCACUAUCUUCCCGUCACAAUUGCCUCCUUUGUUCAGCACGGUUCUAUGGAGGGCAAUGUUUCGCAGAAGGAGGCGAGAGACCUGAACUCCGUCAUCACCACCGGAAAGGAUGGUCUGACUUGGAAGCUCCCAGCCUUCCAUGCUGCCAUCAUUGCCCUGUGGCUGUCAGUAUACAGUGGAUACUAUUUCGAUGACGCCCCGAAUCCCGGAGUCGAUCUCGAGAAAGAGGCUGACGAGCGGACAAAGUUAUUUAUGACUGCACUCGAUGACGGCGCCCUUGACUUCAUGCUCGCUGUUUGUUCUUGUGUGAACAGUGAAGAGUGGGCUGAUCCCGCGCGAAGUGAGCUCGUGGCGCUUCUUCUGAGGGAGAGUGUCAUCUCGUUACCCGAAGCCAACUCGUGUGCCCUUUACAUGAAGGAGCUUUUAAUGGAAAACUUCGAGGUCUUUGUGGAAUUAUGCGUUGCGAACAUGCCUGACGCAGUUCGCAAGCUUAAGUCCGAAGAGGACACUCAACGAUUGGAACAAAUCACUGCUCUGAGAGAUGGUCUGACAACCAAUGUUCAUCGCGGCUUGGUGGAGGCUAGAACUCAUCUCGAGUCUCUCUUGAUGGUCAUUUCUUUCGCUUUCGAGCGUCGACAAGAAGCUGCGCAGGAAUUCUGGGCCGACCCUGAUGGAAAUCUUUACGGAUUCCUCCAGUGGGCUUCAAAGCGUCAAACUGUCCCCCGAGUUAGUGCCUUCUGUGAGAUGCUCUGCUCCAUCUCAGAAGGUGAAGAAAACGCUGCAGCUGCUUACAGAUUCUUGUCUGAGGAAGACAAGUUCAUGGGCUCCAAGCUAAAGCGUUCCACGACAAUGAAUUGGACACAAAUGUUUGCCGAACUCAAACUCUAUGCGGGCCGUGUCACUGCCGAGAAAUCUACCACGAGCAAUACCCCUCAAGGGAUGAUGCGCAGUCGAAAGCCAGAGCCCGUUGAUAUGAGCGAGCCAGAGAGUCCAGUCAUGCUGACCUGCUAUCUUCGCCUCAUGGGGCACCUCUGCAAACAAAACGGGGCCAUCAGAGAAUGGAUGUUGCAGAAUGAAUCUUUUAAGGUGGUUGAAACCCUCUUGACAUUGUGCAAGGGGCCGAUACCCACUCAUCUCCGAGCCACCACGUUUGCCGCGCUUUCAGCCUUGGUGACCGACAAGACAUCUGCUCAUGGCAACGAGAUGUGGAACUCCAUUGAUCAGUAUCUGUCUGGUGCACUGGUUCCUGUUCAAAGCAAUAGCAAACCACCAUCUCCCCAACAAAUGGUGUGGCAUGAGCAACAAACUCUGCAGAAAAUCGGGGAGAGUUUUGACCAAUCUAAUGCGUUCAUUCUCCUGAUCAAUACUCUGAUCAUGCCCGCUUCCGAUCUUGCAGGCAACAACUUGGCUCUGCCAUUCCCAGAGAUCUUGGGAGCAACGUAUCGCAUGCCUGGUAUCGAGCCUUAUGUCGACUUCGUUCUGGGUCAUGCUUUGUCUCGCAAGGUCCAGGACCUCAAUGAAUAUCAGUCUCGUCGUCUGACGUACAAUUGCUUAGAAUUCGUUGUGACGAGCUUGAAAAGCUUCAGUGAAGACCUCGUCGCUGUCCUAAGCCAACCUUCCCUCGCCGAAUCCUCUCCAGCCGCGUCAGUCCUCUUUGGCUACGUUCGUCUCCAUGCCUUUGCUCGGGUUAUGGAGUGGCUUUUCAACGAGGAUGUUUUAAAGGCUCUGUUUGCAACCAGUCAGCAGGAUAUUGCCGAGGUCGCUCAAGCGCCGUCCGACUCUGUUCUGGUCCUGACCUUACUUCGAAGUAUUGAAGUGAUGAACCUAAUCAUGGAUCUUCAGUCGACAUAUUUCAACGUUGUCAAGCCUUUGGUCAAGGCUCAUGCUGGGCCCAACAUAACGAAUGUUGCAAACUCAUCACUUGCUUCUUUUGAAGACAGUGUACUGAACAACUUAACACUAGUGCCCGCUCUUUGCUUAUACUGUGGUACGGGUCACGAACAACUGACUGUCACCUCCAUGGCGUUGCUGGAGAAGCUUACGAGCUCCCGUAAGUUGAACAAGAUGUCGUCACCAGAACUGCUCAAAUGGCAAUCUUCGAACAAAAUUGUCGAGGUGCUUUCCAGUGAGGUGGACGUUGACAGCGUAUCCCGCUCCCUUGUCUCACAAAUGGAUCCGGAUCCGAGAGAGCUGGAGUACGGUGCGGAAGCAGCAGGUUAUGUUAUUCGGGAAAGCCUUCUCGCUCUCUUGAAUAGCUGUCUGUCAAUGAUCACAGAUCGUCCUACUGUGGCUCAUCUCCUUCUCGGCUUCAGCUGCGUCGGCAACAUUCUCGAUAUUCCAUCCGAGGGGUUGUUCGCAAACCAGAUGUCUUUGUUGCAUGCCAUUGUCGGAUUUUUGCAGAGAUAUCCUGAUUAUAUCGGUGGUAGCAUCAUAUCAUGGACUGUGCACCUCAAACGCAUGGCUUUCGAGGUUCUGAAGCAUCUCUGGUCCUCAAAGCUGGCGACUUAUUUCACCCUCGGAGAAAUGCGUGCUCAGGGUUUCCUGAUGAGUAUGUUUGCAGAACAACCCAUCGUGGGUCCUGAUACCGCCUGGAACGGUCUGUCGAUUGCGUCGAAGGAUUUCUGGUACUGCGAUGCUACCUCGGCAUUGGCAGAAUUCCUACUAUAUCGCAGUCAUCUGUUUGCUUAUGCUGCAACUGAGAUCCGCUCAGCGGCCAAGAUCGGCUCUCCAACACUUCAGACGGACGUCUUGUCAACUCUGCUCGGAAACUCCAUCUUGGGUAAUGGAGAUUCUAUCAACAAUCCCUCUGUGUUUGAUCUGUUCGACUUUGCGGAUCUAGAUGUUGGUCGCGAAAUUGCUAUGCCUAAGCUUGCGUUGCUGGAUCAAAUUGCUGUCGAUGCAUGUGCUAAGGAAGAAGGUGACUCUUUGAUCCUCUAUAGUGUCACCGAGGUCGAAGAGUUAAUCAAGAUUCGGAGACAAGAGCUAUCGGCCAGUGGUCCAUUCCGUCCUCAGGACGAGGAGCAGUUCCUGGUAGAGGCAAAGAAUUUGAAGAUGUUCCUUCUCGCCACAAACCAAAGCCGCCAAAUCCAACGCAAUCGAUACCUCGCUCUACGAUCAUGGGCUGAGCUCAUCACGACAAUCAUCGCCUGCUCUGUCAUUGAUGACACAAGCCGACCGACCUUCAUCCUUCACGCUAUUCAAAUGGUUCUCCCCAAGAUCGAAAAAGCGAUCGAGAACGAUUCGCCAGAAGCCAUCGAAUUGGCACGAUUGGCGGAGACUUUGGUUGGCAAGCUUGCUUCCGAUAUCUCUACAAUCCCUGCUUCCCGAAGUGGCGAUGUCAUUGACGAAAAACUUCAUCAGCUUUUCCAAGUCUCUUCUCGUGGUAUCACGCUGGCAACCGGCAAUGUGGAAUUGAGAGAAAUUUUAUACAGCAUUUGCUCUCUCUACAUCACCCGCAUUACAUCUUCGGAUGAGACUCACGACGGCCUGCGACGUCACAGCCAGCAAGUUGUCAAGGCAUCCGGUCCGGGCCUCAUUGAGACGAUUUGUGAUGAUGCAUACACUGGCCAAGAAACGUGUCGAGCUGCGGCUCUGCUACUGCUGAACUGUCUUGCGAUUCUGGACAGCCGGACUGACUGCAUCUUGGCUGAGGCGAUCUCACAGUCCAACUAUCUCAGUCUGUUCUUGGAUGCAGUCAGAUCACUGCCCCUCGAGUUGCGAAAUGCCGAGGCAGCAGACACCAUCGUUCUACUGGCAUACUACGAGUCUUUACUCGCUCUUCUUCAACAGCUGUGCCAGACUAAGAACGGAGCCAUUUCAGUUCUCAAGUCUGGUCUUUUCGAGUCGGUUCGUGACUCGCAGCUUUUCGCUGCUGAUCCGGAUAUCGGCAUCGGCAUUGAUAACCCCGACGCCCUUCGAAAGUAUUAUGAUCUUCUCCUGUCCGUGAUUCGCGUGAUCGUCUCGGCAGUCUUCUCUCGUGGGACCCACAAUGAACAGAUCAAGGCUCAAACAGUGACAUUCAUCGCUGAGAACCGGCCAUGCAUGGUGGGAGUCUUCAAGCGAUUUGCAAAGAUUGGAGGUAGUGCCCCCUCCGAUCACCAAGGCACCCUGUGCGAACUCGUCAAGUCGUUCAUGGCCCUUGUGGCCGCUACCGAAUACCUAAAUGUGUGUAUUCCUUGUAUUCCUUCAUUGGGUCAUGUCUCGCUAACUUUGGCAUAG
Messenger RNA from Penicillium atrosanguineum, 5022 nucleotides. RefSeq names its product nuclear pore complex Nup192/Nup205 family protein. Gene Ontology annotation, biological process: nuclear pore organization. NCBI's taxonomy places the organism in Eukaryota, Fungi, Ascomycota, Eurotiomycetes, Eurotiales, Aspergillaceae. Gene Ontology annotation, molecular function: structural constituent of nuclear pore. The transcript is spliced from 4 exons. Gene Ontology annotation, cellular component: nuclear pore inner ring; nuclear pore. The record is from RefSeq and is a predicted model, not a curated record. The coding region runs from base 1 to 5022 and encodes 1673 amino acids.